AUGCACAUUCUCAAGGCACUAUCAACCGCAUACGAUGUGCUUAUGGGUAAGGUAUCGACCGGGGGAGGGGCCAGCGAUUCUUACUCGCACGCAAGUAUGAGCCAGACCAUGAAUAGAACUAUGAACUCUCCCAUGCACACUGGAAAGGGUACUGACACGCACACGCAGGCGAAUGCAGCCCCAAACAACUGUCCGAGUGCGCAGAUGGAUACCGAAUCAGUCGCCGCCAUAAAAGCACGCACGGACGCUAACUUUGAAGAGACUACGGGCACCAGAACGCAGUCGAGCAAGGACGGGGCAAAGGGCAAGUAUACGUCCAAUAAGGCGUCGUCUAACGGUGGGGCUGGGUUGAAAGUACUGGAGAGCGGGAGGUCUGCAACGGCUAAUACGCGCACUAAUGAGGUGGCCCAGUUACUCGCUGCGAGUGCGAAGUCAGACACGCGCGCCCAGGUGGCUGCGGAUAUAGUGGGACUGUGUGAUCGCACCACCCGAGGCGGUGGCACUAUGACACGUUCUACAGCGAACACAGAUGCAGAUACAAAGCAAGCCAUGACUGGUGUGUAUAGUCAUAUCGGGGCCGGUGCAAGCCAGCAGAGUGGGAAGGCUGCGGAUAAGCACGGGGGUUGUAGUGCGGCUGCGGAAGUAGGCAGUGCAUAUAUGGGCGCCAGUGUGGCCGGUGAUAGGAAGGGCUUGGGACGUUCGCCUAUGCGGUCGUUGAUAGUUCUGUUCUCGCACUCUGUGGCACAGUUAGAAUUGGCUCGAGUCGAAGAGAUGGAUAAGGAGCGCGUGCGGGCGCAACGGAUGGCGUUUGAAGCAGCUCAAUGUGUGUGUAAAUGUGUGUGUACAGUGUGUGUGGAUAGUGGGGAGGCUGCAAGCGGCUCCAAGUACGUGACGAAAGACUGUGGAGAUAGUGGCAGUGCCGACACUAUAAAUGGUAAUGAAGCGAAUAAGAAUGUAGGCACAGACACCGACACAGAGAAGCGUACACCACAGGAACCAUUUAAUAUGCUAAACAACGUGCUGCGACCUCGUAUACCAUCACGUAGUCAUGGUAACGGACGAGCGAGGGGUAGGUCAGAGACAGAUUUGACACAACUAAUCACUGGUCCGGUUAUGGCUGUACAUCGAGAUCUGCGAGUGCUCAUACUCGCUGAUGUGUACAUGCUUUUGCAGGGACUGUCGCCUCUAACGGGGGAAGCGGCCAGUGCAUCUCUGCAACUCCCUGAGUUCAGACCAGUGUCCAACAGAUUCUCUACCAUUACUAGUACGGCAUCGCGCCACGGAAUCAACGUGAGCUACGAACGACUGCUGCAAGACCUCGACCGCACCAUGGUACACAUAUUAGAGCCCCUUUGCCAGGCCGAUACGCUUUCCAACGACACGCAACCAGACGCACCCGCCAACAUCACAGGCAGAACAAAUGACCCUCCCCAUAGCAUACCACACACUCAUGCGCAUGCUAGUCGAAGUGUUUCGGCGAGAGAAGCAACUAUCGGUCCAUCGGACUUGUGCUUAGGAAAGGCAUCGUAUUGCCUGGGACUGUACUACUUCAAUCAGCAGGGGGCGUUGGAUGUCGCGCGCGAAUGGAUGCAGUUGAGUUUGAACACCUUCUACCCACACAGCGACGCAACAUGCGACGCGGCUCGGCUGCCAAAGGAGUUAUCGGUACCGUUGCGGGAUGAUUAUGAGGGUGGACUGGGCUACCAACACAACCACAACACCCAUGCAGCGACAUUAGCUGAGAACGAGAGAUACAGUGCGGGACUUACCACCACACGCACAGGCACAGACCCUCCCACGCCCACGCGGGCACGUACAAGACAGAAUGCGCAACACACCCGAGGCCUGGCAACCAAUCCGUCGAUCGGUAAGAAGCACACAAAGGGAAAGGGCGGCAAACUGUGGUCUGGGGCCAGCCCCCAGACCAGAAACGCUAUCAUGUGCAUCGCCGGAGGGUGUGAGAAAGACGCCGAAGUAGAUGCCCGCAGCGGUUGCCACGGUGACGAGGCUAAAGGUGCGGCUGAGUCUGGCGCGGAGACGAGCCUGCAUGUGGGCCUGAGCAACGCCGCCAAAGAAAGCACGCUCAAUAUCACGUGUGGGGAUGUGCGGAAAUCCGCGCGAUGUAGCGCUGAGAACCAGAUUGGGGAGUGUGCACACACAUCCGUAGGCGGAGAGCGUGGCGGUUGUCGUGCGUGCGCACCACUCACCACCGGCUUGCUGGUGGCGGUGCCUUAUCCCCAACUGGGCUACACGGCACUCAAGGCUCACGGGGAAACGCUGGUGGCGUUGGAGAGGCACACCGAAGCGUUGGAUGUCAUGUCGCUGGGCAGGGGUGUCCAUGCGGCGCUGUACUUUAGUGCGGGGGAUGUAGGGCUGAUGCGCAAUCUGGCGUGUUUGUAUUCGUAUCAGGCCGAUGAUUGCAACACGUCCUCGUCCCGCAAGUCCCUGUGGGUAGACCGAGCGGUCGAGUGCUAUACAAUGGUACUCACAGAGUGCGCCAAACGCCACCGCACAAACGAGACGGCCCAAUGUGUGCAUGAACUGGCACGCCUACAGUCACGUCACAUGCGACAUGAAGGGGAAGUGACUACGCUUAGCAACGGUCUACGGACUAUUGAUCGCCUCACACGGGCGCAGAAGCAGAAGCGCCAGACCCUGUCGACUACCCCGGUGAUAACGAUACCCAUACUCGAGCCAAGUGUUGGCUCACUCCCCACUGGCCCGGGCGGAUGCCAUGCCAUGCCCUGCAUCCACGAGAACAUGGAGGACACUACCCUUGCAAAUGUACACGCACCCUUGGCCUCGCCUUCUACGCUAUCUACAGACGCGGCGAAUGGGCGUAGACACAGUGUAGGCGUGUGCUCAGGACCAACUGCUGACCAUUCGACGUGUACGGCAGCUACCAGUGGCUUUGACUCGGGGUUCUUCGGUUCCCCACGCACUCAAUGCAAUGUGCCGAGCCCUUCUCCUGCACUGGCGUGGGGAUGGUUGACGGUGGGUGCCAGUGCCAUCUCUGUUAAACUCUGUGUGGAGUUGGCAGAGGCGAUGAUGGCGCAAGGUAGCUACGAAACCGCCGCUGUGUGCCUAGAAACACUGCUGAAUGGCUCCAGCAGUGCGUGUGCCAGUACCACGAGAAGUACCAGGGCUUCUCUACAGCCCAGCACCAGCAAGUCAAGUGUAUCCGGAUUCAGUAUGGGGGGAUUAAACAUAGGUCUGAGUACCGUAAGUACCACCAACAGCUCGCAUGCGCACUCCAAUACAAGUGCCAGCCCAGGUGUGGGUGCCAAUGGUGGACAGAUGGCGGGGAGCAAUGGAAGCGCUGGAGUCAAGAGCGUGGCCAUGAGCUACCUUUCACCAACGUCAAGAGCCAAGGUCAAGCACACUCUUGCCUUGUGCUUCAUGCGUAAGCGAUGGCUACGCGAGGCCAUGUCACUCCUUCUCAUCGGCUCUCAAGACGUCUACCGCCACAGCAACUGCACACAGUGCCUUGUCGGUGAACGCCCUAAACCAAUGCCACGCACCGUUCAAUCGCAGCGUUGGAUGAAGUCGCAGUCACUGCUAGUCAAGGUGUUCAUGCUGGCGGGCGAGUGGGGACGGGCUGUGGCCACGUGCGACGCGCUGUUGAGUGUGUGCGGUGCCGCGGGUGGGAUGAAUGCGGUGCGUAUGAAGAUACUGAAGCGAAAGGGGACGGCCCUGCGCAAAUGGGCCUUGACGAGCGGUGGUGGUGGGUGUAUGGGUCUAGCAGACACCAGAGUAACCGACCUCUACGACCACCUGAGCGUUCAAGAGAUGCUCGCAGUGAGUGCCGAGAGCCUGCGCACAGCAAUGGAGCUGUACGUUGCAGCUGGCGAUGAGGUUAGAGCGGCCAAAUGUGUGCAAGCACUGACCCGCACCACUCUGGAGAUGAUCUUUGUACCGGUGGUAGUACAGGGCUGUGCGGCCGAGACAGUCCUCGCCAUGUGCGGCAAUGGCUCGAUAAGCAGUAAUCUGCAGACCAUUCGCAACGACGCCGAAUGGGCCCUAUCGGAACUACUACGACUGACGGCGCAUCCCAUUCAUUUGAUUGGUGCACAGCUCAGCCUUGCAGAGUACUGGGUGAUCCAUGCGCAUACCAUGCGACAGGCGAAGACUCUGGAACAGGAUAUGAGUCGGUAUGUAGAGGCCGUCGCAGACGCACAGAAUCGAACACUAGUGUACUGGAACGAGUGCAAAGACUUGCUGGUAGCGUUGGUGGUCACAAACAAAGGGCUGGUGCCGUGGGACACACGCGCGGAUAAUCGUUCAGCGGAGAAGGUGUGCGUACUGGCAGGUGGCGUGUCAGGCUAG
Sphaeroforma arctica JP610 is the source of this 4326-nucleotide messenger RNA. RefSeq lists its product as hypothetical. The record is from RefSeq and is a predicted model, not a curated record. The transcript is spliced from 11 exons. Bases 1 to 4326 code for a protein of 1441 amino acids. Lineage: Eukaryota; Ichthyosporea; Ichthyophonida.